This is a messenger RNA of Sphaerodactylus townsendi, 5423 nucleotides long. RefSeq names its product N-acetylglucosamine-1-phosphate transferase subunits alpha and beta (gene GNPTAB). The record is from RefSeq and is a predicted model, not a curated record. The coding region runs from base 134 to 3922 and encodes 1262 amino acids. Gene Ontology annotation, biological process: carbohydrate phosphorylation; N-glycan processing to lysosome. Lineage: Eukaryota; Metazoa; Chordata; Lepidosauria; Squamata; Sphaerodactylidae. Gene Ontology annotation, cellular component: Golgi apparatus. The transcript is spliced from 21 exons. Gene Ontology annotation, molecular function: UDP-N-acetylglucosamine-lysosomal-enzyme N-acetylglucosaminephosphotransferase activity.
GUGGCUGCGGCGGCCGCCUGUGCGAUGAGGCCGGCAGUCGGCGGCGGCUGGCGGCGGCAGUGAUCGGCCGGGGGUGGCCGCUCGCGUGGCAAGUGGCACCGUCGGGCCGCAGGGUGAUGGUGGCCGACGGGUCAUGCUGCUGAAGCUCCUGCAGAGACAGACCUAUACCUGCCUGUCUCACAGGUAUGGGCCUUGCCUCUGCCUGGGGGGCAUCGUCCUGCUGAUCGUCUCUGCCUUGCAAUUCGGAGAGGUCGUUCUUGAGUGGAGUCGGGACCAGUAUCAUGUUUUGUUUGAUUCUUACAGAGACAACGUUGGUGGGAAAUCAUUUCAGAACAGGCUUUGUUUGCCCAUGCCUAUCGAUGUUGUGUACACCUGGGUGAAUGGCACAGAUGUUGAAUUGAUCAAGGAACUGCAACAGGUGAGAAAGCAAAUGGAGGAAGAACAGAGAAUAAUGAGAGAAAUUCUUGGAAAGAACACAACUGAACCAACUAAGAAAAGUGAGAAGCAACUGGAGUGUUUACUGACACAUUGCAUCAAAGUGCCAAUGCUUGUCUUGGAUCCUGCUUUGGCAAGCAAUGUCACUCUUAAGGACCUGCCAUCUUUCUAUCCCCUCUUAAGAUCUGCCAACAAUAUCUUCUCCAUUGCAAAGCCAAAAAACCCUUCCACCAAUGUUACAGUAGUUGUUUUUGACAGUCCUAAAGAAGCUGAGGACGCUCAUUCUGGAAUGUUAAAGGAAAGCAGCAAACAAGUCGCCUGGAGGGGCUAUUUGACUGCAGACAAAGAAGUUCCUGGUUUGGUGUUAAUGCAAGACUUGGUUUUCCUCAAAGGAUUUCCACCCACCUUCAAAGAGACAAAUCAGUUAAGAGCUAAAUUACCCGAAAGCCUUUCUUCCAAAAUAAAGCUGUUGCAGCUUUAUUCGGAAGCCAGCGUUGCUCUCUUGCAACUCAACAAUGCUAAAGAUUUCCAAGAGCUGAACAAACAAGCAAAGAAGAACAUGACCAUAGAAGGGAAAGAAUUGACACUCAAUCCUGCAUAUUUACUAUGGGAUCUCAGUGCUGUCAGCCAGUCUAAGCAGGAUGAAGAUAUUUCUGCCAGUCGUUUUGAAGACAAUGAAGAACUGCGAUAUUCACUGCGUUCCAUAGAGAGGCAUGCGCCCUGGGUGCGGCACAUCUUUAUAGUAACUAAUGGACAGAUUCCUUCCUGGCUUAAUUUGGAUAAUCCUCGGAUAACUAUAGUAACACAUCAGGAAAUAUUUCAGAAUGUGAGUCACUUGCCUACCUUCAGUUCUCCUGCCAUUGAAAGCCACAUUCACCACAUCCCAGACCUGUCCCAGAAAUUCAUUUAUCUAAAUGAUGACGUUAUGUUUGGGAAGGACGUGUGGCCUGAUGACUUCUUUAGUCACUCCAAAGGUCAAAAGGUAUAUUUGACUUGGCCAGUGCCGAACUGUGCUGAGGGAUGCCCUGGUUCAUGGAUUAAGGAUGGCUACUGCGAUAAAGCCUGUAAUAAUUCUGCUUGUGAUUGGGAUGGAGGUGAUUGUGUUGGUAACCAUGUGGGCAACCGGUACGGUGGUGGCGGCGGAGCUGGUGUCGGAGGGAAUGUUCCCCCAUGGCAGUUUGGUGGAGGAAUAAGUGGUGUUUCCUACUGCAACCAAGGUUGUGCAAACUCCUGGCUGGCUGAUAAAUUCUGUGAUCAAGCUUGCAAUGUCCUUUCCUGUGGGUUUGAUGCUGGUGACUGCGGACAAGAUCACUUUCAGGAGUUGUACAAAGUGACCCUUCAGAGGAAUGUGACUCAUUAUGUCAUCCCAAAAGGUGAAAACCUACCUUACUUCAGCUUUGCUGAAAUAGCCAAGAAAGGUCUUGAGGGUACCUAUAGUGAUAAUACCAUAAUCCGUCAUGCUUCCAUUGCUAAUAAAUGGAAAACUGUCCACCUGAUCAUGCACAGUGGAAUGAAUGCAACUGUGAUUCACUUUAAUCUUACAUUUCAAAAUAAAGAUGAUGAAGAGUUUAAAAUGCAGGUGACACUGGAGGUUGAUACAAGAGAAGAACCAAAAGUGAACAUCACUUCCACUCAGAAACCUGAAGAUAAUGUGAAAACUACUACAGUAGUACCAGAAGCAGAAAUGAUAUUUGAGGAUAUCCCUGAGGAAGCACGUUUUCCAAAAAUUAAAAAGCGUCCAAAUGGCACGAUGGAGAGUUUGGAUGGAGUCAUAGUAAUUCCACAGGUUGACAUGUCUGUCCUUCCCGAAGAUGUAAGGCUAGCUCUGCAGCACUUAGAUUUGCAGCUACAAGGUGGUGACAUCACCCAGAAAGGGUACAACCUGUCAAAGGCUGCUCUUCUGAAGCCCUUCAAGUUGCUGCUCACAACUGCAGCAAACCAUUUCCAGAACGCAAGGAGUAAGGAAGCGUAUGACCCCUUAGGAGUUCGGAAGAAUCUCAGAAGUGGGCAGAACUCUUACAAAAGCAGCCAAGGUGGCAAAGCGAACAUUGAAAAAAGAAGUCAUGAAGUGCUGCUACCUGUUGGUAGCACCCCUGUGGCAAUGAGGGUGAACAGCCAUUUCCCUCUAAGACACAGCUCAGAGAUAAAAUCAGAGCCCACACCUGUACUCCAGAAUGCAGGUAAAAAAAAUAAGCCUCAGGAGAAAAUCCUAAAUACGCUCCAACAGAAGGAAACUCAAAAGCUACAAGAAAUUAAGAAAGAUAAAAUGGCAGAAAAAAAGAAAGGAGACACAGAUGACGAUCCAGCACGUGCUGAGGAGGAUAUAGCAGGAAAUCAAGAAGUACCAGGAAGGAAGCUGCAAUAUUACACUGGAAAUUAUCCAGGCUUCUUGCCUUGGGAGAAGCAUAAAUAUUUCCAGGAUCUGCUUGAUGAAGAAGAGGUGCUAAAGAAAGAGAUGGCUUACUUUACAGAUAGUAAACUGAUUGGGAGGCUGCUGAAAGACACAUUUGCUGAUUCUCUCAGAUACGUAAAUAAACUUCUGAACAGCAAAUUUGGAUUCACAUCUCGGAAAGUCCCUGCUCACAUGCCUCAUAUGAUUGACCGAAAAGUGAUGCAAGAAUUGCAGGAUUUGUUUCCUGAGGAAUUUGACAAGACUUCAUUUCACAAAGUACGCCACUCUGAAGAUAUGCAGUUUGCCUUUUCAUACUUCUACUAUCUCAUGAGUGCAGUUCAGCCAUUGAACAUUUCUCAGGUUUUUGAUGAAGUUGAUACAGAUACAUCUGGAAUUUUAUCUGACAGGGAGAUACGGACAUUGGCCACAAGAAUUCAUGAAUUACCCUUAAGCUUGCAGGAUUUGACAAGUCUGGAGCAAAUGUUAAUAAAUUGUUCUAAAUCCCUUCCAGUCAACAUCACUCAUAUUAAUAUUAUACCACCAACACAGGAAGCAUAUUAUGAUCCUAAUCUGCCUCCUGUGACUAAAAACCUGCUCACCAACUGUAAGCUUGUGACGGAUAGAAUUCGUAAAGCAUACAAGGACAAAAACAAGUACAGGUUUGAAACCAUGGGAGAGGAAGAAGUAGCUUUCAAAAUGAUCCGCACCAAUGUUUCCCAUGUCGUUGGCCAGCUUGAUGACAUUCGGAAAAAUCCCAGAAAAUUUGUUUGUCUAAAUGACAACAUUGAUCAUAAUCAUAAAGAUGCUCAGACAGUAAAAGCAGUGCUUAGGGAUUUUUAUGAAUCAAUGUUUCCCAUCCCAUCCCAAUUUGAGCUGCCAAGAGAGUAUCGAAACCGCUUUCUUCAUGUUCAUGAGCUUCAGGAAUGGAGGGCUUACAGAGAUAAGCUGAAAUUUUGGACACAUUGCAUUCUAGUGACACUGAUUGUAUUCACAGUCACCUCAUUUUUUGCAGAGCAGCUAAUCGCCCUCAAACGAAAAUUGUUUCCAAGGAGGAGGAUUCAGAAAGAAGCUUGUCAAGAACGAAUGAAGGUGUAGAAGAAUUUAAGUCAUGACUUAGUCUACCUCAACAUGUGACGAACAUGUGAAAUGUUUUGUUUCAGAAGUGUCUUGAUUGCUCUGUCCUGGGCAUGAACAAAACUGGCCAUGUCAUUAUAGCCUUUGUAACACUGUAUAUGACACCCAUGCUACUAAACUUACAGUGAGAACAACGUGGAAAAGGGUGUGUUGCCAGUCCUCAGAUGGUUAUACUUCUCAAGCAUUAUGUCCUGAGUGCAUUAUCCUUUUUAUAAAAAGGGUUACUGAUUGAAACAUAGCUGCAUUUAUUUGCAGUGCACAUUGCCAACUAAGAAUAAUGUUGGAUAGUUAAGUUCAGCCUCUAGUAAGUGUGUUCCUGAUUUUGCAUUUAAAGGCUUUCUGUAAGUUGUAGACUAUUCAAAUCAAUAUCUUGCCUCUCCCACCUUUAGAAGAACACUAAUGCUCUUCUGCUUUGGUUGCAACCUACAUGCACCGAGAGCAGUAUUCAGAAUGGUGGUUGUAAAGGUCUUUUGUAAUCCUUCCCUCCCAUUAUUCCACUGCUGUUCAGGGGAUGUUACUGCUCUGUUAGGUGCUUCCCAUGACAUUCAAUCAAGUCAUGUCCCCAGGAGAAGGUAAUCAUCACAGGAAAAUAUCUUAUUGACAUAAGUUGCUUUUCCACAUUUAGGCAUACCUGACAUAGCAACAACAAAGCAGCAAGAGAUAGUCCUCAUGUAUCUUUCUGAGAGCAGCUUUGCAUGCUUUUCUUUGAACUCAAGGGGAAUGAUUCAAACAUGCCCCCUCCCCCAAUGAGUACCGCCUAUAUUGGCAAGCUGUAUCUAAACAAUUGAAGUACAGAAAUGAUUGUUACUGCAGUGUCUUCUGAAGAACUGGAAUCCUAAUAUCCUAUUUUUCUGCUUACUCUAAUGAAAGUGAUAUUUAGAGAAAUUUGAUUGCAGUCUCUGAUACCAGUGUCAUGUCUUUAUUGACCAAAAGGAAAUUACAGUUUCAUGUUUGGAUGCCUAAUUAAAAGUCAGGGGUAUGAUCAAGUAAGGGAAUUGUGAUGUAACUAUGUUUUUCUCAAGCAUUGUGUAAUGAGCAGCAAAAGUGCCUCACCAUUAUUACUUGUCAAUACAUUGUAUUGUUUUAAUGGUACUGAUGUAUGAUAUGCAUGAUAUGCAGUAAUAUCGAGCAUUCGUUUUCUAAAAUGUCAAGGUAAAGCAAAUUUUUUUUGAAAAAAACAUGAUGUUAAUUCCUCUAGCGAUCACAUUGAUUAUUUUCUAAUGAAGAUCGUGAUAUUUUCAGUGUAUAUGUGUUGUAAAAUGUACAUUUUCAUUUAAUAAUGUCCAUGAUUUUAAAAUUAUGUGGCUUUUUUCAUGUGUUCGUGCGUGAAAGAAAAAUGGUCAUCUGUUAAAUAUUUUGAGAAAUUCUACAUUUUUUAAAAUCAGGAGAAGUCCCUUAUUCUUCAUUAUCCAGUGCAUCCACCUACUUUUAAAUUAAAUAAAUCUGGUUACUUGUUUUAAAA